Molecule: messenger RNA, 9401 nt
Organism: Caretta caretta (loggerhead turtle)
Lineage: Eukaryota; Metazoa; Chordata; Testudines; Cheloniidae
Source: RefSeq, a predicted model, not a curated record
GAGGACAUAUGCGGCAGCAGAGGGGAGCAUCAUUAUUAUCUAUGAACAUGCAAUUUCCUUUUAAUUUCUUUGUGGCUGGGGAUCCUGCUCCCCAGAGCCUCUUUUUCUCACCAAAAACAUGUAGGAUUUGGUAACAUUUUAGACGUAGACAGCACCUCUCAUCCUGAGUAAUUCCAGAGCGCUUUACUAGCUGUAAACAUAUUGCCCUGUUUAAAUGCAGCCAUUUCUGGGGUGGGAGGCAACAAGUUGGUGCAUAGUGCAGUGAAGGAAGCAGAAAAUAGGAGUGGGUGAACUUGUCUUUUCAGGGAGUUGUGGUUUGGGAUUCUAAUGCUUCGACUACUGAGCAGUAAAAUGGAGAUUUCUCUGGAGGGAAGGCAGUUUGUAAAUGGAUUAUAAACAAAAUCAGUAAAAUGCUGGAUGUGUAUUACUUCGGAACUUGUUUUCCUAAAAUGUUAUAUACACAAUAGAAAACAAAAUAGCUAGUUCUAAUCAAUGUAGAACCAGGACCUGCUUCUUGUGUGCUUGCUGAUCAGGCUAUCUGAGGCUCAGAAAAUGGCAAGGCAGAGCUGACCUACAGGUUUUAAUGUAUCCAUAUGAUGCAAAGAGAAGAGUAAUCUUUGAAGUGUCUCAGUUUCUGUAAAAGAAUAUAAUUGAAGAUUAUGUUCUUUAUCCAGACACUAUAGAUUAAAAAGUUGGAGAUUCGUCAUCAUGAAUUCUACCCCUCCAAUCAGUUACACGAUUCCUGAAAUCAAACGCCUACACUAUAUCCAGAGUGAGAUGAGGCUACUGCAAAAUAGUAGUCAGUCAGAGCUGGAUGUUACUGAAGAUCUGAGAAGGAAACUUCAUCAAGCCAAAAAAGAAAAACUGGACAUAACCACUAAACAUAACCAAGAUCUGUCCAACUAUGAAAGCCAGAUUGCCAGGUUGCGAUCUGAAGUUGAGAAAGGAGAGGCCAUUCGACAAAGUCUGGAAUAUGAACUUGUCAUUGCCAGAAAAGAUGCUGGUCUUGAAAGAUACUCUGCAGAGGAAAAGUUAUGUGAAGCUAGCACUCGAUUUCAGCAGCUGCAAGGCAUGAAUGCAGAGCUUCAACAGAAAUUGGCUGAGACCGAGAAAGUGUUUCAUAUUUCUCAGCAGAAUUGGAAGGAACAGCAGCAAAGACUUACAAGUGACUUAGAAGAGAAAGAUAACAUCCUCAAGACCUGUAAUAGUGAAUAUGAGUUACUUCUGAAGGAGAGGACUAAACUGGAAAAUGUUAUACAGGAGACUCUGGAGCAUCACAAGGAGCAGAGGAAUAUGCUGGAAUCGCAAAUCAGAGAGACAGCAUUAAAGGAGUUUAGGUUUCAGUUAGAGCAGUGUGAAGCAGAAAGAAGAGAGUUCCAGUUUAUGUUGCAGGAGCGAAACAAUGCACUGCAGAAUAUGCAUAAGAAAAUACAAGAUCUGGAACUGGAACAUAAUAACUGCACUGACAUUCUCCGGCGACAGGCCAGUGAACUUGAAUACAGUACUGAACGAGAGGAGAGACUUAAAAAAGAUCUUGAGGCAGCUACUGUGAGAGUGAAGAAAUUGGAAGAAAAUAUUGAGGCAGAGAGAGCAGCUCAUCUGGAAUCCAAAUUUAAUUCUGAAAUUAUCCAGUUAAGGAUUCGAGACCUUGAAGGAGCUUUGCAGGUAGAAAAAGCCAGCCAAGCAGAAGCUCUUUCUGAUUUGGAAAUGAUCAAGAAAGAGUUCAAAGAGGUGGAAAACGCAUAUGAGAGAGAGAAACAUAAUGCCCAAGAGAGCUUGGAAAAACUCAAUAUAUUCGAAAGAGAGUAUUUUUCCACAAACAAGCAACUAAAUGAAGAGAUCGAGGAAAAGAAGAAAGUAAUUACAGACCUCUCUGAGAGACUCCAGGAUAAUGAAAAAAGUUGCAGAGAAUUACAGGAGGAACUUGCAAAGGCCAAGAAACGCCAGGCCUUCCUAACAGAGACGUGUGAAAACAACGUGAGAGAACUGGAGUUACUCUUGGACAGCUUUACUAUGUCAAGCCAGUGGACAGCAGGCAGUCGCAAGGACAAAGAUAAACCUCCAAGCCUCUCUGUUGUCCUUGAGACUUUGAGGAAUACCUUGACAGAUUACCAGAACAAGCUGGAAGAUACAUCUAAUGAGCUAAAGAAAACGAAAGCUUCAUGUGAGAAGAUGACGAAAGAAAUUGACUCAUCCAAACAAAAAAUACGGUCUCAAAGUCAAGACCUUAAGGAAGUUCAGGAUAACCUGGCUGAUGCCAAUGAAGAGUUAAAUCAUCUACGCACUAAGUGUGCAGACAGAGAGGCUUUAACAGGCACUUUAAAAAUGGAACUACAGAAUGUACUGCACUGCUGGGAGAAAGAGAAAGUCCGUGCCACGGAAUCGGAAAAUGAAAUCCAGAAGCUUACCAGGGCUUACCAGAAGGAUACUGAGGAGAAGCUAACCUUCCUCCAUACUUUAUAUCAGCAUUUGGUAGCAGGCUGUGUGCUUAUAAAACAACCAGAAGGCAUCCUGGAUAAAUUCUCCUGGCCUGAGCUUUGUGCAAUCUUGCAGGAGAAUGUUGAUGCCCUGAUCUUAGACCUCAGCAGGGCUAAUGAGAAGAUAUCUCAUCUAGAAUAUAUUUGCAAGAACAAGUCUGAUACCAUGAGGGAACUUCAACAGACCCAGGAAGACACUUUUAACAAAGUGGCUGAGCAGAUGAAAGCACAGGAAAGCUGUUGGCAGAAACAGAAAAAGGGGUUGGAGCAGCAGUACUCUGGACUCCUUGGGGAAGUUCAUGCAAGGGCACAGAAAUAUCAAGAAAUUGCAGAAAAAGCCAAGGAAAGAUGUUCUGUCAUUGAAAAAGCACGAGAGCAGCUGGUCCAUGAAAAUUCACAAUUGAAAAGUAUAUUAAUGCAGACACAAAAGGAACAUGCAUCUCUGCUGGCAGCCUGUGCACUAAUGGGUGGUGCCUUAUAUCCUCUAUACAGCCGAUUAUGUGCCUUGUCUACACAAAGAGACUUUCUCCAGGAUCAGGUCCACACCUAUGAAGUACUCAAACAGGAAAUUAGGACUCUGGUCAAUGCUUUGUCUGAUGUAGAGGGAAAGAGGCAAGAUGAAGUGAAGAUAAAGAAAAAGCAUUUCAAAGGCAUGAUACGUGUGUUCCGGAAAGGUGUUAUUGCAGUUCUGGCAGCUCACAGACUUCAAAUUUUGGGACGGUCAAGUAGCUCUCUUUUCUCCUGGGUAGAUGGUUUCAAAGAAGGCAUAGGAAUCCUAGUUUGCAUAGGAGAGGCCAAGGGGAAACAUAAUCUAUCAAAACACCAAAAGGAACAAAUCCAUGGUCUUCAAGCACUCAGCUGGUUUACUAGUUCUGACCUUCUUGCUGCAAUAAUCAGUUCGGUGGCUGAAUUACAGGAAGUUGUUAGCAAAACAGAUCCAAAUUCCUGGCUUUGUGGACACUUCCUCAUAAGUGCCGCCCGGAAUUCUUUUUCAAAACUCAUGGACAAACUUAAUGUAUUAAUGGAGACUAUAGCAGUGGAUUGCAGCAGGACCAUCACAUAUGCAGAGAAGGACUCCUUGGUUCACAGACUGGCUCGUGGACUUCAUAAAAUAAAUGCACAGGCACUAAAAUCUGGACUAGGUGAUAGAAUACCCAUUACAAAAAGCAUAGCAUCCUUGCAGACGCAAAUAUUUGAAUUUACACAAAGGCUGCAUACAGCAGAAGUGGAACGCCGUUCACUACGCUUAGAACUCUCAGAAUUCAAACGGAAUUUGAAUGAGAUGAAAAAAGAGGCUGACAAAGCCCAGAGCCUGCAAGAGCAAUUAAAUGCAUUUAAGCAAUCUAAAUUGAUCACCCAUGAGAGGUUUGAAAGUGCAUGUGAAGAACUGAAUAAUGCAUUACAUCGAGAGCAGGAAGCACAAAUGCUUUUGAAUGAGCAGUCACAGCAGUUACAGGAGUUAAAUUAUAAACUGGAAUUGCACUCAAGUGAAGAAGCGGACAAAAACCAAACCCUAAGUGAAGCUGUAAAGAGUCUCUCGGAGGCAAAGAUGGAGCUGAGAAGAAAAGAUCAAUCUCUGCGUCAGCUCAAUAAACAUCUUACCCAGCUGGAGCAGGACAAGCGUCGACUGGAAGAGAGCAUCCACGAUGCAGAGAGUGCCCUCCGCAUGGCAGCAAAAGAUAAAGAAUUCAUUGCCAGUCAUAUGAAAUCUGUGGAAGCCACCCUACAGAAGGUCAGAGAUCAGAUCUCGCUGUCACGGACUGCGGCAACCAGGAAUGACUUCACCCUGCAGCUACCCAAACUGCACCUGGAGACCUUUGCAAUGGAAGGGCUGAAGGGCGGGCCAGAGGUUGUAGCAUUUCAGGCUCUGAUUAUAAGUUUUAUGGAUGUCUACCAACUCGCAAGCUCCAGAGUUGCUACAUUAGAGAGAGAAAUAGCAUCUCAUCGACAUCACAUUGCAGCCCUGAAAUCAGAACUCCAAACAGCUUGUCUUCGUGAAAAUGAAAGCUUACAAUCAGAAUCACGAGACAGUUCAAACAUCCCCAUGGCUUCAAGAUCAGCACUUCAGCCUGACCUGAGCUGUAUCCCAGAUUUUUUGCCAUUGCAAGCUGAGGCAGAUACAUCUUACAGGUCUAUUCACAAUAGAUCCCAUUCUCAGUCUUCAUCCUAUUCCUCUGCCCUCAACAUCUCAGCCAGCACCAAAAGAACAAUACAAAAUGGCUUUUAAGACUUUGUAUUAACUUUAUGAGGAAAAACUGUAUAAAUUUUAAAUGAUGCAAUUAAAAUGAUAUUUUAUUGGGCUAUCUUACCUUUGAAUUGUGCUUUAACAUGUGACACUAAUUUUUACAUUUGUUUGAAAACGGUGAGUUCAUACAUCCAUGUUUCUGUACUUCUCACUCUGGUGUAGUGAAACAGUCCAGUUUUUUUGUUUGUUUUUUUAGUUUUAUUUAUCACAGUUGCUCAUUUUUAUGUAAUAUAUUUUUAAAUGUUAAAGAAUGACACAUUUUGGGUAAUUUUCUUCAGACUUAAAAAAAUCAAUAAGCCAUUUUAGUCUCUAUCUAUCAAAGUUGUUUCAUACUUGUCUAUUUUAAAUCAGGACUGCAGUACUUUAAUAGGAUUGAGAGAGCUAUUUGAAAUGUAUGCCAAUGAUUCCUGUCAUUUCAUGGCAGCCCUGCCAUGGUUCACUGAGCCCCCUCUUCUCUCUUGUCAGCUCAACUGAAGACAAGCAUUUAGUUGCAAACUUUAAGCAGGUUGUGCAAAACAGAAAUGAUGUGACUGCUUCUCCUCCUGCACAAUAAUGUCACUCCUGGUCAAUGUGAGAAGGUCAGGUUGCUCCUACAUGAUACCACUUGCCCAUUUGAACAAGUUAAGUUAACUGCUGAAUCUGGUCCCUGCAGACGUUGAAAACUCAUCCUUUUAUCAAGUCUGCAUUUGAUGAGAAAGUAGAACAAUUGUGCAGGGAGGAUUUCUGAUGACAUGUUUAUGUACUUUAUAAGGACAGUUCCCAAACCAGUGUUGCAGGUAAUAUAUUUAGUUUAAACUGAAAUAUUUUAAAGUAAUGGCAGUUUUGACCUUCAAAAUAGACUCCUUUUUUGUUGUUGUUGGUAGGACCCAAGAGUGACGCCCAUCUUUGAUGCUGACAGAAUUUAAAGCAAAGCCAUUGCCCUGCAUUUUCUGCCUUGUAGCACACAAAAGUAAAAUUGUAUGUCAGGCCGAGAUGUCGGGGAGCUGACAAGAUGCCCCAGUGACAUUUCAGCUGGAAAGAGCAAGUGUCUUGCAACCAAGUGGUCAAAUAUCAAAUAAUAGGUCAAGCAGGAAGGAGCUGAGUUCUAACCACAAAGAGGUUUCUGGUAACUUACUUGACAAGCUUUUGGGUGCUUUGUGGCUUGACAAAGUGAUGUUCUGUUGGGUAUCGCUCGACAGACUGUUCUUUAUCGCCUUCAGAAGAUCAGACAUUGACAUUGAUUAAACUCUUUAACCCUUAAAGGUUACAUUCUAGCACCUUGCAUCAUUGUGAGUGAAGAACAAAAGAAAAUUUAUAAUAUAGUAUUUGUUUUUGUAUUAAUCACCAACUCCCUAGUGCUAUUAACAUUUGAUGUGCUAUGUAGUUUUUGACAAAGAGAUUGAAUGCAAAAAUCUAUGUAUUAGAUUGUUUCUCAUUGUGGACCAGUGAUACAUUAUAAAAAUAACAUGGAAUUUUUCAUUUCUUGUGCUAUGUUAAAAGUAACAUUUGAUUCUAAGAAUUCUGACUACUGAAAUGUUCUUUAUUAUUUUGCCUGGAAGAUAUUUGCUACAAAAUACAUACAUUGUAAGAAAAAUCAUGCAAAUUCCCAUUUUCUCUUCAACUGAGGACUCGACUAGGUUAGAGAACUUUGAAACCCACUAGCAAGUUUUCAAGUAUUUUUGAUUUUCAAGUCCCUUAUUUACAUGUGCAUCUGCAGGCACUUUGAGGUAGAUCCACACAAAUAUAAUAUCUGAGCUGUUUUUAUUUUCAAAAAUACUGAUAUAAAAAGUGUCUUUUCUUUACGAUGUGUUUGGCUUAGAUUGCUCUAUUCACUUCGUAAGACUCAGCUUCCCUCCUUCCUAACCAUGACUAUUCCGAGUAAAAGUAUUGAAAAUGCCUUACAUUUUUCUUAUAUAUGUAAUGUCAAAGGUCUUUUAUACUUGCGUGUAGAGUGACAUAAUACUUUUCACUGAGCAUUUGUUAUAUCUAUGGUUUAUAUGCGUAUGCUUACUUUUAAAAAUAGUACCAUUUGAGAGGUGUCCAUCUGAGAUACACUGUGCAUAAACUCUUCGGUACAUGAACUCAUUAAUGACUCAAUAAUCAAUAAUCUGGAUCAUCAACAGGAAAAUGCUGCUGCAUUGCUCGUCAGGUUUAUAAAAAAAGCUUUUGUGACCAAGUGAGAAAUUCUAAAGGAGCAGAAAAGAUCCUGCUUGGGCAGAUCUCACCUAAGACGGUUGCAAAAAGAGAAGUUGCCUCCAUGGCAUUCCUUUCUUCCCCUUUCUGGGAACACUCUGUAACCCACUAUGUUGGGACUCUAUGCAUUUGGAGGCAGUGAGAGGGGAAAAAACAAAUUUCUCAAAUACGUCCAUCCAUAGCCAAUAUCCUAGGUCUAUAACAAGCUGAUUGUAGGCCAGAAUACAGGUCAGAAAUGGCCCGGAUAGUGGUGGAUAAAUGCUCGUUUGCCACCACAGAUUUCAUUUACAAGCUGCAUUGCUACUAUUUGAUUCACUAUUUACAUGAAACUGCUAGGAGAGAUUAUGAGCCUGUGUGGUCUCAAAUGCUAGCAAUAUGUAGAUGACACCCCUCUCUGUUUGUUAUUCGCAUCAUAUGCAAACACCAACACUGCCCAUUUAUCCUGCAGCUGUGUGAGGAGGAGCUGGCUGAAGCAAGGUGGAGGUUAUGCUGGUAGGCACAGGGAAACAUUUUAAAGUGCUUCUCAUCACUGUUAAUAUUUCUUUCAGUUGAGGAUGCCAACAAUGCCCCUCUGCCAUGUACAUUGGCCAAACCGGACAGUCUGUACGUAAAAGAAUAAAUGGACACAAAUCAGACAUCAGGAAUAGUAACAUACAAAAGCCAGUAGGAUAACACUUUAAUCUUCCUGGACAGUCUAUAACAGAUUUGAAAGUAGCUCUACUUGAACAAAAAAACUUCAGACUUCAAAGAGAAACAGCAGAACUAAAAUUCAUUUGCAAAUUUAACACCCUGAUCGAAUUGGCUCAGUCAGCACUGGUUCUCCACUUGUGAGGUAACUCCCUUCUCUUUAUGUGUCAGUAUAUUUAUGUUUGCAUUGGUAAUUUUCACUCCAUUCAUCUGAAGAAAUGGGGUUUUUACCCACGAAAGCUUAUGCUCAAAUAAAUCUGUUAGUCUUUAAGUUGCCAAUUUCCUUUCUGUAAAUUGUUAAUGUACAUUAUGUAUGUGUAUUCUCUGGCAAGGUGCUCAGGUAGCAUGAUGAUGGGUAUGAUGGUAGAACUGAUCAGAAAUAUCUUCUGCACUCUAACCCCUCACAUUUUGCAAAUAAUCCUGGUGAAUGCUAAUGACAGCAUAGCUUCUGCAGCAGCCAUGUGCCUAUGGGGAGGAGCAGCACAGAUGGGCUGACAUUUCCCUACCCAACAUAUUCCCAGGAUCCGCUUGCUCCCAACCCAUAAGAAGCAAUUUGAAGGACACUCUGCAAGGCUCAUCUCAGCGAAUUUCACAGUCCAUACAAUUGGUUGCAGGUAUUGCCCUAGAAAGAUACAAUUUACCCCCAGGUGCUUCUAUGCCAUCUUUUUUCCUGGGUUUUUAGCCCCCUCCCCCCCUUGUAUUUAUUUAUAAAUGUACACUUGCAAGUUCAGCACAAGCUUUACUAUUAGUCAAGAUGAUAUAUAAUAAUGGGAGUCCUCUCCAAUGCUAGAAAAGACGUUGGAACUCUUCACCAAGUCAGAUCCUUAAAUAGUGAACUUGAGGUGACUCUCUUGUCUCAAGGGCUCUCAACUCUAAACUUUGUAAUAUGCAACCUCUUCAUGAAUUAGGUCAGUUUAUGCAGUUGAUCACUUAUAUCAGCAGUUGAUCAUACUGCUAUCCUGUCAGUGUUUACAUUCUGUCUGUUUUCCAUAUGAACCUUUAUGAUCAAUGGUAUAACUUAGUUCACAGAAAAUUAUUUUAUCUGACUUUUAAAGUAUGAAGUUGCUUCAUUGUUGUCAGUUAUUUAGCUGUAAACAAGCCAGGUGUACGAGAUUUUUUGCACUUUAUGAGCACAGUUACUUCUGAAUGUUGAAGCCUUUGUGAGAUAUUUCCAUAUAAAACUGAGGUUUUAUUAUACAAGAAUCUGUCUGAUACCAUUUUAAUACCCCAGCCUUGCAACAGGAUCUGCACAAGUGAAUCCUUGUAACUGAAUGGAGUCCUGUGGAACUCAGUGGCACUUUGCCAUGGAUUCCAGGGUCCUACAUGGAUCUACUUGCAGUAUCCAGGACCAUUGGGAAUAUAGUUCAAGGAAUAUUCUGUUUUAUACAGUUUUAUCUACUGUAGGCAAAGAUGCUAAUUUUUUUUUAAAAAGUUUUAUUACUUUAGUCUUUAAACCAGUUCUUUAUUGGUAAUUCACUGUGGCAUUUCUGAAGUGCAUUAGGCUACCAUUUUUUAUUUCAAGUGCCAUAUGACAGAUAAAAUGGCACAAGCAAAUAAAAAGACUAUACAGAAAUUUCUUUAGAAUUAGAAUCAUCUUCUUGAGAGAGAGGUCUGGAUACAGGGGACAAUUUUCAUGUUCCCACUGUUUAUUCACUGCUUGUAUGUUUCCCCCUUCCCUUUUGCUUUUAUACAACUCCAUGGCAUAGGUGUUAAAUUGGUAUUUUCCUUCUUACAUCAUCAGCAUUUGUGUAGCUCUGUUAUGUCUGUGAUUCAGGGUUGGUUUGUUUGAAGUUCAAUAAAAAUCAUGAAUCAAGAAAUAA